UCGAGGCUAUUAAGGAGGAAAAACACAGCUGAUUUUUCUCAUGCUACUUGGUCAGUCGGUUGUUGACAAGUGGUAGAAAAAUGUCGGAGCCCAGCAAGCAUGACAUCUCUGCCAUUUUUAAGCGACUACGCGCCAUCCCUACGAAUAAGGCUUGCUUCGACUGCUCAGCUAAAAAUCCUAGUUGGGCGAGCAUCACGUAUGGUGUGUUCCUAUGUAUAGAUUGCUCAGGGACACACAGGUCCCUGGGGGUGCACCUGUCCUUUAUCAGGUCCACUGAGCUGGACUCUAACUGGUCCUGGUUCCAGCUGAGAUGUAUGCAAGUGGGAGGCAAUGCCAGUGCGAUUGCAUUUUUCAGCCAGCAUGGCUGCACAGUCAACGCUGCCAAUGCCAAGUACAACAGCCGAGCUGCCCAGCUGUACAGAGAGAAGAUCAAGACUUUAGCCACGCAAGCCACCAGGCGCCAUGGCACUGAGUUGUGGCUCGACAGCCAGGGCCCUCUCUCCCCGACAUCACCAGACAACAAGCAGGUGGAUUUCUUCAGCAUGCAUUCACAGACAGAGCCUGAAAAUCUGAACAUGGCCCAAAUGGCUCUCAGUUCCACUGCAUCAGAGAAACCUUCAACCCCGGAAACAGAGGGAGACAAAAAUGGUAAUCCAGAGGAAGGCCCCAGUGUUGACAUGCUGAGUGUUUCUCCAAAAGCAAAUCCAGAGCCCUCCUCUCUUCUGAAAAAGAAGCCAGCUGGUGCCAAGAAAACGCUGGGCUCUAAGAAGGCUGGUCUGGGAGCUCAAAAGGUUAGCAGCAAGAGUUUCUCAGAGGUGGAGAAGAAGGCUCUGGCUGUGGACAAGCUCAGAGAGAAAGAUGAAAACACUGCCGCUGUGAAGCAGAGCGCUCAGCCUGAUGAACCCAUUGCUCCUUCCCUGCGUCUGGCCUACAAAGAUCUUGAGGAGCAAAGGAAGAAAGAGGAGCAGAGGUUGAAGGGAUUGGAGGGGAAGAAGAAGGAGCAAGCUGAGAGACUUGGCAUGGGUCUGGGCAUCAGGAGUGGAGUGUCUCACUCAGUCAUGGCUGACAUGCACACCAUCCAGCAGGAGAGUCCAAUGGGCAUCAAGGCUAGCAAGGGGCGCCGGUAUACUGACGAAGAAGAUGAUGAAGGCUCCUUCACCUCAAGGGUCUUAUCCAGGUUUGAGGAUCAGACGGAAACUGCAGAUCAUUUCUCCUCCCGGUGGGGUGAUGCUGGAGUGGGAGGAGGCUGGAUGAAGGAGAGCAAGAAACCGGAGCCUGACUUCUACCUGACCCCCACUGUCUCGUCACUGGAUGACAGGCCCACAGCCAGACGGAAACCGGAGCCAGUCCCGUUCUCAGACACAGGAGAAGCACAGAAAAAGUUUGGAGAUGACGUGAAGGCCAUCUCCUCUGACAUGUUCUUUGGCAAUCAGGACAACUCUGAGUAUGAGGCCAAGACACGACUGGAAAGAUUUGCUGGGAGCUCUUCUAUAAGCUCAGCAGACCUGUUUGAAGACCCAAAGAAACAGAGUGCGAGUUCGUACCGCCUGAGCAAUGUGCUGCCCAGUGCUCCAGAUAUGUCCCAGCUCAAACUUGGUGUCCGUUCAGUGGCUGGAAAACUGUCCGUCAUGGCCAGCGGGGUAGUCAGCACGAUUCAGGAUCACUACAGCUCUUGAGUGACUGUGGAUCCCCACUUAGGGUCACCUUCUGUAGUCCUCAGUUGAAGAGUCGGAUCAGUUUCCCUGUGAACAAUGGCUUCUCAUCCAGGGAGAGCAGUGACGAGAAAGAUGACCCACAAUGCUGUUGACAAAGUGCACCACUACAGCAACACAAAUUCUAAACAAAACUAGUAUGCAUCUAUAUCAGAGUUUUGUAUUAAUGGAUAUAUUGUAGCUAUAUGUACAUACAAUCGCUGUUGACCGAAGCACAAUGGAAGCACAGUGGAAUUAUGUUCCCCUGCAGGAAUCCUGAAGGAAAAUUUUUGUGUAUAGUAAGGUUGUCAAGAACAGUCAGAUUACAGUGGAUUGUUUAGUUAGCUUUUGCUUUGAAGUCUUGGGGUUUGAAUAUUUAGAAUUAUGUAGCAAACUUAGAAGUUUCGGGGGUAAUUAAGGUGUUAUGAAGGAUGGGGUUUGUUUAUGGUUGAUUUGUUUGUUUGAUGAUGGGCAAAGCAAGGGAGAACGACAAGGAUUGGUGUUUAAUUGGUUUACAAAAACUUUGUCUGUUAUGACCUUUACUCCAGCCCAUUCAUCACAUGCACCUUGUAGUGUUGUCUUGCACUUUUUUUCUCACAUUCCCAGAGGGUUUUGAAGUGUCCUUUCCGUCCCCAAAGUGCACUUAUAUCUACUCCUCUACACACAGGACCAAAACAAAAAAACACACAAUAACGAGGCCUUAGGGGACCAGUGGUUUCUUUUCUCAUUUGAGCAUAUUAUCACUGAUGUAGAUUGGCAUUGGUGUCAUUGUGACAGUCAAGCUUCCUUUGUUUGACCACAUUGCCAAAGCCGUUUUUGUAAGCCCAUGCCUCUGUAGCUCAAGAGUAAGAUGACAAGGAGCGUAAGCAGCUAGCAAAUUCUUAGUAAUAAGAAGCAGCCGUUAUGGUGACCAACUUCAAAUCAGUAGUCAUAGCACUAGAAAAAUUUGAGGCAAGUCAGUUGCACUAUUUGUUAAAUGAAAUUUAUUCUUAAUCUAUAUGCUUGUCAGACACUUUAGGACUCUGUACUGAAGAGUAUGGUAUACUGUAUGGGGUUGCCUCACAUAUAGUUCAGGUUAGAAUUUGAGGAGGCUUCUCUGAGGUUAUGAGUAAUGUAGCUGGCUUUUGCUGGCAUUUAUAUGUUCGAACAUCUAGGGGUGAGCUCCCAGAUUGAAUAAACUUUGUGUACAUCAUUUAAUGCCAUAUACACAUUGUUUUUGAUGGCUAAGACUUUGUGAUGUAAACUCUUUGGAACUUUCAGACCCCAAUCUAAGCUGAGGUAUGUCCUCAUAUUCCAAGCUGGUUUACAUGGAAUAUGAAACAAAUCCCGUAAAAGAUUCAAAGUUCAUUAAAAAUGUUUGUUGCUGUAACAUACCGACAGCCCUCAUAUCAAAGUGUUGGAUCAUGUCCUGAGUGCAGUCAAAUGAAAAUCAACAAAGGCAAUAGUGGAGCAGACAAUAAUGCUAUAGGUUGUUCUCUACUGUGAUUUUUUUGCUAGAAUUUUGAGCAAUAAGAAAGCAUGUGGGCACCUAAGUUAGUUUAGCAUGGAGUAUUUCUGGCUUGGGCUUUAACCUUUGAUGUAAUGACCAGCUAUGGGACUACUUUUGAAUCCAGAUUAGACACUUGAAAAUUAAAUGACAAUUUCAUGCCUUUUAUGCUAGUCAAGAGAGCAUACUCAGAAGUACUGGUCCCUUUGAAAUGUUAAAAAAAAUUAAAGCAUCAUUUAUCAUUCUGCAAUUUCUGUAUCAUUCAGUAACCAAAUAUUUAUUUAAUCCAUUACUGUAUGCCUUAGUCCAAAGAACUCUGAUUCACACAUCCUAAAUGCAAUAUCGUGGAGUGAUGUAGUUACAUUUUUUUCUCAUAGAAUUUGUUAGUGAUUGCAUGUGGCAGCUUUUGCUUGAAUGUACUGUACUGCAAACUUUGCCUCUGAAUUGACCAUGCGUCUACCUUUAGACAUAAGCUUCAAUGAGGUCUUUGUAAGAUUGUUCUGUCUGACUCGUCCUCUGUUGUUUGCUGUUUUGGAUAUUGUGAAAUGUUACCUAGAAAAAUAGCAACCUGUGUAAUUUGCAUGGCCCCUGUAGUAUUAGGACACAUGCUCACACAACCUGAAUAUGAGAUUGCAUAUGGUUACAGAGCCCAUUCAUCAGCCUAAAUAAACAUGGGCCAACAGAAUUCUUCCAUUAAAAACUGUAUAUUAUAUGAUCAGCUACACACAAUGUGCUAUUAGGGCUUUGGUUUACCAUUUAAGUAAAUUAUUGUUAAUCAAAAUUUUGACAAUUUUCGACGUACAUGAUGUAAUUGCCUUUUUUGAAAAAUUCUAAUGUUCACACGCCUAAUAAAUGGCCUGUGCUCAA
Messenger RNA from Myripristis murdjan (pinecone soldierfish), 4044 nucleotides. It is a transcript of the gene arfgap3, whose product is annotated as ADP-ribosylation factor GTPase activating protein 3. Bases 81 to 1676 code for a protein of 531 amino acids. NCBI's taxonomy places the organism in Eukaryota, Metazoa, Chordata, Actinopteri, Holocentriformes, Holocentridae. The transcript has 16 exons. Gene Ontology annotation, biological process: COPI coating of Golgi vesicle. The record is from RefSeq and is a predicted model, not a curated record. Gene Ontology annotation, molecular function: GTPase activator activity.